Pseudozyma hubeiensis SY62 is the source of this 1914-nucleotide messenger RNA. RefSeq lists its product as hypothetical. Gene Ontology annotation, biological process: transmembrane transport; carbohydrate transport. NCBI's taxonomy places the organism in Eukaryota, Fungi, Basidiomycota, Ustilaginomycetes, Ustilaginales, Ustilaginaceae. Bases 1 to 1914 code for a protein of 637 amino acids. Gene Ontology annotation, molecular function: carbohydrate:proton symporter activity. Gene Ontology annotation, cellular component: membrane. The transcript has a single exon. The record is from RefSeq and is a predicted model, not a curated record.
AUGUUGGUCGACAACAACGACGUGGCUCGCCUGGAUGCCGAUACUCGAGACAAGCUCAUCCAGAAGUUCGGCGACCGUUACGACGAGGUCGUCAAGCGAAGUGCUCGCAGCACCAAGUGGCAGACCUCCUCUACCCUUCGAGAGACUUUCCGACGAUGGCCCAAGUCUGUCGUCUGGUCUGUUCUCUUCUCAUUGGCCAUCGUACAAAUAGGCUAUGAUAGUAGUAUUCUCUCCUCCUUCUUCGCACAGCCUGCCUUCACGGCAAAGUUCGGAACCUGCAAGUUGGCAGACGAUGGCUCGCAAGACUGCGAGAUCUCUGCGCCAUGGCAACAAGGCUUGACCAACGGUGCCUGGAUUGGCGGCAUCAUCGGCUUGCAGCUCGCCGGUAGUGUCGCCGAACGAAUCGGUCACCUUCGACUCAUGAUGAUCAGCACCGUUCUCAUGCUGUCGUUCGUCUUCAUCCCCUUCUUCGCGACCAGUCUUCCCAUCUUCCUCGCCGGUCAGAUCCUCAUGGGUAUCCCUUGGGGUGGAUUCCAGUCUCUUGCUUCAGCCUACGCCUCCGAGAUCUGCCCAGUCUCUCUUCGACCCCUGUUGACCACCUACGUCAACCUGUGCUGGGUGUUCGGUCAGCUUCUGGCGGCAGGUGUGCUGCGAGCCACCGUCGUGCGAUCCGAUGUCUGGGCGUGGAAGAUCCCCUACGCACUCCAGUUCUUCUGGCCUUUCCCCGUCUUCAUCACGUGCAUCUUUGCUCCGGAGUCCCCAUGGUGGCUCACACGACAUGGCAAGGACGAACAGGCAUACAAGUCGCUCGACCGCAUCCUCAGCAAGCAAGGGUUGUCGGCUCCUGAAGCCGAAGAGCUUGUGAAGGAUUACCAAGCCAUGAUUCAGUAUACCGAGGCUCUGGAGCAGAUCAACGAGAAUGACCAGGCGGUCGAGAAGAAGAACCGCUACAUCGACUGCUUUAAAGGUGUCGACCUUCGCCGUACCGAGAUCGCAUGCUGGGCAUGGCUCAUCCAGAUCACCUCUGGUGCGCCGCUCCAAGGUUACUCGACCUACUUCUUCAGCCAAGCAGGACUUUCGACCAUCAACGCCUUCAACAUGUCGAUGGGCAUGUACGCUCUCGGAGCCCUGGGUACCAUCAGCUCUUGGUUCUUGGUCAACCGUGUUGGCCGUCGACAGAUGUACUUGUGGGGUCAGUUGGUCAUGUUCGCCACCAUGCUCGUCACUGGUAUCUUGGGCUUUGUCGGCCAGACGACGGCGGUUUCGUGGGCUAUCGGCGCCAUGCUGUUGAUCUGCACCUUCGUCUACGAUCUCACCGUCGGCCCGAUUUGCUUUGCCAUCAUCGCCGAGGUCUCAUCGACCAGGCUAAGGAGCAAGACGAUCGUGCUCGCUUGCAACACGUACAACAUUGGGCUCAUCGUCGCCAACAUCCUCCAGGCUUACAUGCUCAACUCGGACGCCUGGAAUCUUCAGGCCAAGACCGGUCUCUUCUGGGCUGGUACAUGUGCGAUUUCCAUCGUCUGGACUUACUUCCGCCUGCCCGAGCUGGCCAACAGGUACGUACACAAACGAAACUCAACAAGAAGACCCUUGACAAACUUGCAAGGGUCUCUUCUGCACAACGCCAUGACCUGGACGCGCCAAACUGACACUUCUUCCUCCCGCUCUGUUCCUGAAAUUUCCCUUGAAACUUUUCACACCCAUUUCACGUUCCGCCUCAAAUCUUGCAGGACAUACGGAGAGCUCGAAGUUCUGUUCGCGGCCAAAGUUCCUGCACGCAAGUUCGCGAGCACCGCGAUCGACCAGUUCCAGACCAUCGAGCAAGACGUGGCUUCGGCCGACGUGGAGAAAUCGAGUGUGUCCGAAAAGGGCGCGAGCGAUGACGAAGUCGCGGUGGCUGCUCUGCCCAAGUGA